Messenger RNA from Humulus lupulus (European hop), 1333 nucleotides. RefSeq lists its product as uncharacterized. The record is from RefSeq and is a predicted model, not a curated record. Lineage: Eukaryota; Viridiplantae; Streptophyta; Magnoliopsida; Rosales; Cannabaceae. The transcript is spliced from 4 exons. The coding region runs from base 509 to 898 and encodes 129 amino acids.
AGUAGAAAAUAUAAAGGGAAUGAAACUUGAGGUGCAGAAAGAGAGGACAAGAAUGGCCGCACCAAGUAAUGACACCGGCGGUGGCUCCAAGAGGGGCAAGGGAGCUUAUUACAGUGCCAAUAUCGAGAAGGAGCUGGCCACCAAAAAAAUUAGCCAUCUGAAAGUAGAGUUUGAUGCACAAACUGGAAAAGCUAUUCAAAGGUAUGGCAAGUGGUUCAAUAAUUCCAUGGCUCGUUAUAUGCGUGACAUCGUACCCCCAACUACACUAGCUUGGGAACAAGUAACGCCAGCUAAUAUCCAAGUAUCUAACUAAUUGGCGCCACACGAUGAAGAAACACUAGGUUGAGGUUGGAGGAGAGGUGGAUAACGAGAGAGUGAAGUCAAAACCUUUUGGGUCGAUUACUUCUUCUGAUUGGGCAAUUCUAUGCGAUUUUUGGGCUUCUGAUUCUUAGCAGGUAUGCCUUAGUUUUUACAUUAAUGUUUAAUUAUAAAAUUACAAUCUAGAUUAAUGAGUACUAUUUUCUGUUUGAAGCGUAUAUCGAAGAGAAAUAAAGAAGCUCGAGCAAAAAUGACCAUACCAGGAGGACACGGUGCCAAAUCCAUCGUUGCCCAUGUUUAUGAUCACAUGGACUCGUCUACUGGCCAGCUUCCGAGCAUGAUCGACACAUUCGAGCACCUCCACAAGAAGAAGGAUAAGUGGAUUAGCAAUGAAGCGGCGACAAAACAAACUGAGAUGACCGAGCAUCGAGCAUCGCAGAGUACGACCCCUGUAUCAUCUGCUGCCUCUUGUGUCGGCGAUAAUGUCGACGGUCAAUUCCCGCCUGAUAUGGAUAUUGUCACGGAUGUCCUUGGACCCCGUUCACGUUAUAAGAAAGGGUUUGGGGGUUGCCUAGGUUGAGGCAAAUUGGCGCAAAGAGGGCAACAUCUUCGUCAACUUCUCAAAUGUCCGGGCAAUUGCCACCUGAAGUGGACACCAUUUUGCAGUAAACUCAGGACAUUAUGCUGUAAAAUCAGAACCUAAAGAAGUAUACGAAUAUACUUGAGAGUCGUCAACGGCGUCAAGAUGUACUGCUCAGUGCUUUGUUGAAGCAAGUUGGUGUAUUGGCUCCUGGUUUUACUGUCGGCUUACCAGAAGAGGAUCCGGACGAGGAUGAUGAUGCUCACGGGGGCGGGGAUGAUGAGGAGGGCAGUACACAUUUGUAGAACUUUUUAAUUUAUUUAUUUAAAGUCUAAUUGAUUAGAGAUUUAAUUUACUAAACUACUUUUAUAUUUUCAUAUUUGGUAGAGACAAUAAACUUUAAUAGUUAUAAAUUUUAUUUAUUUAUUUAUAAAA